GAACCUGUAUUUAAUGGAGACAGAGGAAAGGAGCUGCUCAACCUGUUUGCUAUAUAUACGUUAAGUAGUGGCCCUGUAUUUUUAGCGGGAGGGGAGCGCGCUGGUCAGUCUCUGGCCUGGCCCCGCUGCCUCAAGAGCUUCGACCUGUCUAUUAGUUUUGGAGGUGUGGCCAGAGUUAUGCUCCAGGAGCUCCAGAGGGGCAUGACGUCGAACACUAUCAGGGGUAUCAGAAGGAAAAAGUCGACGUUGACAGAAGUUAAGGUUGCAGUCAUUGGCGCACCCGGGGUAGGCAAGAGUGCGUUAACUGUUCGUUUUCUAACCAAGCGAUAUAUUGGAGAAUAUGAUCAUCAAGCUGAUAUGAGAUACAAACAUGAGGUAUUAGUCGACGGCGAACCGAUCCUGUUCGAAAUAUUGGAUUCGUGUCCGAAGACAGAGGAUGAUGUUCCAUCCAACGAGAUACUUAAUUGGGCUGAUGGAUGUCUCUUAGUAUAUGCAAUUACUGACAGAAUAUCAUUCAAUUAUGUCAGAAAAGUUAAAGAAUUACUCUGUGAUAUACCAGUAGCACUUGUUGGCAAUAAAGGAGAUAUGGUGCAUCUCAGACAAGUUAGUACUGAUGAAGCAAGAUUCCGCUCCAGCUCACAAUACCAGGUCAACUCAGCAAUGGCUGCAAAAGAACAUUCCAGAGUUCAUCUCUGCCUUGAAUUGGCUUCAGAAAGCCCUGAUUUCAACUCACUAGAUUAUCGGCUUUUGUCCAAACUGGAGAAGAUGGCAUGCCACAGUGCACACCCUAACUUGGAAAGCCUCAAACAAUCUCUGGUCCGAGGCAGUUGAGCGCUUCCCUCAAGAAGUGCUGCGUGCUGCUAUUGAUGACUGGCCACGGUGAUUAAAUGCCUGUGUCAAGGCAAAAGGAGAACAUUUUGAGUAAUUU
Nezara viridula (southern green stink bug) is the source of this 928-nucleotide messenger RNA. The record is from the annotation of a GenBank genome assembly. NCBI's taxonomy places the organism in Eukaryota, Metazoa, Arthropoda, Insecta, Hemiptera, Pentatomidae.